Molecule: messenger RNA, 597 nt
Organism: Zychaea mexicana
Lineage: Eukaryota; Fungi; Mucoromycota; Mucoromycetes; Mucorales; Lichtheimiaceae
Exons: 2
Coding region: 1-597 (198 amino acids)
Biological process (GO): regulation of transcription by RNA polymerase II
Molecular function (GO): DNA-binding transcription factor activity, RNA polymerase II-specific; RNA polymerase II cis-regulatory region sequence-specific DNA binding
Source: RefSeq, a predicted model, not a curated record
AUGCCUACGCCUCCUUCUGUUGGUAACAACAACAAUGGCUCGACCACUACCACGAACACUGCAACUACUACUACCACUACUACUACUGCCAGCAGCAGACGAGGUUCAGCGGCUGCCAACAAGUCAGCAGUCAAGACUCCCCGAUCGCGUGGUCGACGUGUGUCGAAUGUGCCCAACAACAAUGGUGCUCGUAUGUUUACAUGCAAGGCUGAUGGCUGUGGCAAAGUCUUUAAGCGAUCCGAGCAUCUGAAGCGCCACAUCCGAUCCAUCCACACACUUGAAAAACCGUUUGAAUGCCCUUACCAAAGCUGCAACAAGCGAUUCUCCCGAUCCGAUAACCUCAACCAACACAUCCGCAUCCACCGCCAUAGCACGAGCAGCGGCAACGGCAAGGAGACCCCCAAGCCGCAACAACGACCCUCGCAACAACAACAACAACAACAACAAGCACAAGCACCAUCUCCAUCCACAACAUCGUCACCUUCCUCACAGUACUCUUCUUCCUCCCACACGAUCCACCCUCUCACUCAAAGUUGCGGCGCCAAUCCUUCAACUGCUCCAAGCCAACAACCAUUCUUUGUUCAAAAUUACAUAUGA